AUGGUGGCCUCAUGUAGUAACAACCAACAGGCUAGCAGAAAAACCAAAAAGAAGGAAGGUGGUGCCAAACGUGCUCAGAGAGCGUCUUCUAAUGUCUUCUCCAACUUUGAGCAGACACAGAUCCAAGAAUUUAAGGAAGCUUUCACAUUAAUUGAUCAGAACAGAGAUGGAUUUAUAGAUAAAGAAGACUUGAAAGACAUCUAUGCUUCUUUGGGUAAAACAAAUGUAAAAGAUGAGGAGCUAGAAUCCAUGCUCAAGGAAGCCACUGGACCCAUUAAUUUCACAAUGUUUUUGAAUCUCUUUGGAGCAAAGUUACUUGGUAUGGAUGGGGAAGAGACCAUACUAAAUGCAUUCAGAAUGUUUGAUCCAGAUGGUAAAGGACACAUUCACAAAGACUACUUAAAACGCAUGAUGAUGACACAGGCUGACAAAUUCACUGCUGAAGAGAUAGACCAGAUGUUCAAGAGUUCCCCUAUUGAUGCAGCAGGAAACUUGGAUUAUAAGUCUUUCUGCUACACUAUCACACAUGGAGAGGAAAAGGAAGAAUAA
Molecule: messenger RNA, 549 nt
Organism: Emys orbicularis (European pond turtle)
Lineage: Eukaryota; Metazoa; Chordata; Testudines; Emydidae
Gene: MYL5
Product: myosin light chain 5
Exons: 7
Coding region: 1-549 (182 amino acids)
Cellular component (GO): cytoplasm
Molecular function (GO): calcium ion binding
Source: RefSeq, a predicted model, not a curated record